This is a messenger RNA of Symbiodinium necroappetens, 279 nucleotides long. The record is from the annotation of a GenBank genome assembly. NCBI's taxonomy places the organism in Eukaryota, Dinophyceae, Suessiales, Symbiodiniaceae.
GAGUCUGCAGCAGUACUCCAGGAAGCUGAAACAACGUCCAGGCGGCGGCAGACCUUUGCGGAAUUCACCACUUUGCUGGGGGAGGAAGUCAAGGAGGCCGCAGAGGAGUCAAUGACCGAGGCCAAGCAGGCAGCUGAAAGAACGUUGAGACAGGCCAAGAGCCUUAUCGAAGACCACUUUCACAUCGAUGAGGCUUUCCGAAUGCUGGGCCCCCUUGCACAAGAUUCCAACCUGGCGCGAGAUAUGCACGACUGGUUUAAUCUGGUGGCCUUGCUGCCA